AUGACUGAUUUGACUGUGAAUUCCAAGAACGAGACUGGGUCCUCCAACGGAAUCGGACGUGCAACUGCAGUUCUUUUGGCUUCAGAAGGAGCAAAAGUGACGAUUACUGGGAGAGAUUCUGCGAGAUUACAAGAAUCAAAAGAUGCCAUUCUGAAGGCAGGUGUGUCUGAAUAUGACAUCAAUUCUGUAACUGCCGAUAUCACUUCCUCCGAAGGACAAGAUAAUUUAAUUUCGUCGACACUUCAGAAGUUCGGUAAAAUUGAUAUUUUGAUCAACAAUGCUGGUGCCAACAUUCCAGAUGCAAAUGGAAAAACAAGAACUGAGGGAGGAAUCGACACAUUUCUGAAGAUGUUUCAAUUAAACCUUCAAAGUGUUGUCGAAAUGACUCAAAAAAUUAGACCACAUUUGGCAAAAACCCGUGGAGAAAUUGUGAAUGUUUCGAGUAUUGCAGCAGGACCAGCAGCUCAACCGCAAGGUCCAUACUACUCCAGUGCAAAGGCUGCCCUUGAUCAAUAUUCAAGAAGUGCUGCAAUCGAUUUGAUCUCCGAGGGAAUUCGUAUCAAUGUUGUUCAACCUGGAUUUGUUGAAACUGGAUUCUCCACAGUUGCACGUGGAUUGAAUGCUGAAGAAUCAUCUAAAUUCUAUAACACAAUGGGAAGUCUACCUCAUUGCAUUCCAGUUGGAUUCUGUGCUCAACCAGAACACAUUGCAUCUGUUAUUGCUUUUUUGGCUGACCGAAAAGCAUCUGAAUACAUUGUCGGACAAACAAUUACAGCUGAUGGAGGAUCGACUCUUGUUCUUGGAUUCCACGCAAAUUUCGGACAGAAAAAGUAG
This is a messenger RNA of Caenorhabditis remanei, 834 nucleotides long. RefSeq lists its product as uncharacterized. Gene Ontology annotation, molecular function: oxidoreductase activity. The record is from RefSeq and is a predicted model, not a curated record. Bases 1 to 834 code for a protein of 277 amino acids. The transcript has 4 exons. Lineage: Eukaryota; Metazoa; Nematoda; Chromadorea; Rhabditida; Rhabditidae.